UUAAGCUGAUGGCAUGAUGUUCUUUCGAGCGGGGGCACCGACUUGGCUUAUCAAUCACCAACAGCCUUUGUGCCUGUUCGGAUUUGCGUUCAGAAUCAAUUAUUUGCCUUCAGACUUUGUGGUAACUCUCUACCCUUCGCCAGAGACACAACUGCCGCCACGCACCACCGUAGCCAGACGAUUCAUUUUUCUUUGUCGACGAACAAGCAUUCCCCGCUUGGUCGACCUCGCCGUCCGACGCCGUCCACCGUUAUCAGCCCUGCGUAGUUAUCCUCGGCAAGCAUUGAAGGAGAUCUCUCUUCGAUUUGGUUAUGGAGAUGAAGGAUUUGGAAUUUAGCCACAGACCUUCAACCACUCCAACUCCGUGGCAUAUCACACAAUCCGGUAGCAGUGGAGUCUGUCUGAUGAGAAACUCUUGGAAAGAGGAACAACACGCGUCUUUCAUCAAUUUUAUCUCCACUUUCCUCAGCACAAAUUCUUUUCGCCUUAAUAUUGUCCUUAUUGCCCCGGACUUUAUCUUCAAUUGUGGGGGUUUGUCUGUUGCCUUCAUUUUUGUGACAACUUGGGAUCACAACAAUGUGUCUCCAAUCUUCUGCCGGUGAUGAGUCUGCAAAACUAGGAUUUUUUUACCUUGGGUUUCUCUAAUAGUUUAGAGCUACAUGUCUGAUUUCUCAUGCAGAAUUCAGAAACUCAAGAUGCAAUUCGCACGUUUUUAUGUCGUCAUCAUCCUCCCAGCAAAGGAGCAAAUGGAAUCAUUUUUUCGAGCAUACUUCGAGUUCGAUAUGGUGAUUGGCAAGCCAACUUUUGUGCCGGUUCAAGACCUGGAGAUGGGCUUUGAAAAGAUGGUCAAAAUAGCUCAUUCUUCGGGGGUAUGCAAGCAGCAGAAAAUUAGAGAUAAAUUAAAGGCUGAGAGGAGGCAAUUAGUGCAAGGAAUGGAUCAAUACCUUAAAGUGAUUACAUCCAUUCCUGGCAUUGACAAUCAUGAUGCAAACGCGCUUUGUCAAGCCGUUGGUUCUGUCCAAGCAGUUGCCAAAGCAUCAAAAGAGCAAAUUGUAGAGAACACGGAUCUUGCAACUGAUAAGGCCGAGAUAAUUUCCAGGUUUUUUAGGGACCCAACAUUUUACUCCAGUCCCAAAGUUAACUGACGUCGCAACAACUACGGACUUAAAGAAGGAUCACGUGGUCAUCUGUCAACUCAAAUAUCUAGACUUUUGCCGAUCAUAAUUCAAAGAUUCCACUUGUUGGCUGGCAACAUUCAUAAGCAGGAUAGCAUCUUUUCAUAACGUUUUGCCCCAAUUGACCAAGCAGCGCCACGUUGUUCUUGAAUCUUAAUUUGAAAAAUGAUGGUUGGAUGAAAUUUCGCUUUAAUUCGCAUUUGACAG
Prosopis cineraria is the source of this 1382-nucleotide messenger RNA. Its product is annotated as protein PARTING DANCERS homolog. NCBI's taxonomy places the organism in Eukaryota, Viridiplantae, Streptophyta, Magnoliopsida, Fabales, Fabaceae. The record is from RefSeq and is a predicted model, not a curated record. The transcript is spliced from 9 exons. Gene Ontology annotation, biological process: resolution of meiotic recombination intermediates. Bases 660 to 1145 code for a protein of 161 amino acids.